AACACGGCCGCCCCGCACCACACACGUACACGCACACCAAGAGUGGAAGGUCGUCAGGACUUCUUUUCUCAUCAUCCUCGAGCCCACCUGCCUCACGUAUCCUCUUGACUGGCUGGCCAGCAAAAGUCUCUCUCAGCGCCGCCAACCACAAUGCUCUCGCGGAGCAGUACAAUACGAACGCUGGCUUAUGCGCUCCUGGUCGCUCUUGUCCUCCUCGUCCAGUCCUUCGCAGAGGCGCAGAACAAGGGUCCUCAGUACGACUUGGGCAGCGAUGCCUUUGUACCUCUGAGGACACAUAGCAUAUAUGCUCCUUACGUUGAGUCGACGCUGCAGAAUCGUUUCUGGGAUUACGGAGGCGACACAAUCAUCGACACGAAUCGUCAUGUACGCCUGACGCAAGACAAGGCUCACCAGAUUGGUUGGCUCUGGUCACGCUUGCCGAUCCAGGCGGCUAACUACGAAGUGCAAUUCGAGUUCAAGGUCGAUGGCCAAGCAACGAACACGUACGGAGAUGGCCUAGCGAUGUGGCUCACAGACGAGAGGGCACAGAGUGGUCCCGUCUUUGGAUCGAAAGACUACUUUACUGGGCUGGGCAUCUUCUUUGACACUUUCGCCAAUGCGAGACAUCCCUACUCCUUCCCUCGUAUCAUGGCGAUGCUAGGCAAUGGCGUGGAGAGCUAUCGUGGCGACAAGGACGGUGCGAACCAAGAGCUGGCCGGGUGCAGCAUCGAUAUCCGUCGCACAAGAGUUGCUUCCAAAGCCAAGCUCACUUUCGUACGAAACGUCUACCUCGAGCUGCAAGUCCAACACUCCGAAUGGGACGAGUGGGAGACAUGCUUCAAGCUCGAAGAUGUCAAGCUGCCAGAGCGCCCUUACCUGGGCUUCUCUGCCUUGACUGGAGACGUGAGCGAUGCGCACGAUGUCAUCAGCGUAUCGAGCAGUAGCAUCGUGUACAAGGAGCGAAGCUACGCUGAGUUGGAGGCAGAGAGGCGAAAACACUUCCCCAAGGAUGGGAGCAAGUCACCAUACGACAAGUCAUCGAAGAGUAGAAGCGGCAAGGGCCUCUUCUCCUCAACAGGAGGAUUCUUGGCAGGCUUCUUCCAUGGACUAUUCACGCUGCUGUGGUUCCUGGUCAAGUGGGGCUUGGUUGUGGCUGUCAUUGCUGGGCUGGGAGUCGUCUUCUUGCGAUGGAGGAAGGCGAGGGAUGCAAAGCGCUUCUGAGCGGAAGUCAAUGGGCAGUAAUGAUCAGAAUGCCAAAUGGCAUCCGUCACAAAGUGUAGCUCGUCGCGCUAAUGUGCAGCUGUGGUAUCAAGAAUCGGUCGUGGAAGUGGUGGUAGUGCUGAGUGCUUAGAGCCGGACCCUGAGAAGGCGUUGAAGGGAAGGGCCCGCUCGCUCGCCCGCCCGUUUGGUUGGUCGCACGACGACGGCGCCGGCAGCGGCGAUUCAAAAGCAAAGCGUCGAGUGGACCGGCGCAUGAGUGGAAGUCGAG
Messenger RNA from Jaminaea rosea, 1489 nucleotides. RefSeq lists its product as hypothetical. NCBI's taxonomy places the organism in Eukaryota, Fungi, Basidiomycota, Exobasidiomycetes, Microstromatales. Gene Ontology annotation, molecular function: D-mannose binding. Gene Ontology annotation, biological process: endoplasmic reticulum organization; Golgi organization; endoplasmic reticulum to Golgi vesicle-mediated transport. The transcript has 3 exons. The record is from RefSeq and is a predicted model, not a curated record. Gene Ontology annotation, cellular component: endoplasmic reticulum membrane; Golgi membrane; endoplasmic reticulum-Golgi intermediate compartment. The coding region runs from base 151 to 1221 and encodes 356 amino acids.